Messenger RNA from Bombus huntii, 1741 nucleotides. It is a transcript of the gene eas, whose product is annotated as ethanolamine kinase. NCBI's taxonomy places the organism in Eukaryota, Metazoa, Arthropoda, Insecta, Hymenoptera, Apidae. The transcript is spliced from 7 exons. Gene Ontology annotation, cellular component: cytoplasm. Gene Ontology annotation, biological process: phosphatidylethanolamine biosynthetic process. Bases 395 to 1441 code for a protein of 348 amino acids. The record is from RefSeq and is a predicted model, not a curated record. Gene Ontology annotation, molecular function: ethanolamine kinase activity.
AUAUGAAAUUAUAUUUUUACAUAUUUUGAGAUCUAGAUGAACAAACAAAAUCCUGUAAUAAUUUUAUUAUUCAGUAUGAUUAAAAAUAAUUAUAAUAGCAAUAUUUGUGAAAUAGUAUUUUAUCAUUUUUAUUUUUAUGUUAAGAUACAUAUGUAAUGUACGUAGUCAUUUAAUGUGGUAAAUGAAUAGCAUUUUCGUAAUCUAAUGGAAUCAUAAUGAAUUCAAGGUUCUUACAUUAUUGUAGUCUAUCGUUGCUUAUUAUGUCAUUAUCAUCAUAUACGUAGCAGUGGCAGUAGCUGGUAGUAACUAUGUAGAAAUUCACAUAAACAUCUCAGUUCCAGUCUCUAGUACAGCGAAUAAUUCUACACUGUACAUCGCUUUAUAAGAUACAACUAUGGACCAAUUAUGCGAAGAGCAGCAUCUUGACAUAACAAUUGAUGAAAGUGAAAUUGUUGAUGGUGCUAAAGAAAUAAUUAAGAAAAUCAGACCAACAUGGCCUUUGGAUAAAUUGCACUUUAAGAUAUUUACAGAUGGAAUCACAAAUAAACUUAUAGGAGUAUGGUAUUCUGAGCAUUACAAUGAAAUGGUAUUAGUUAGAGUUUAUGGACAUAAGACGGAUCUGCUCAUCGAUCGAAAAGAUGAAACAAGAAAUAUUCGAGUAUUAAACAAAGUAGGUUUUACACAUUCCAUUUAUGCUACAUUCAAUAAUGGUUUAGCUUACCAGUUCAUUGAAGGUAAUAUACUUACAACAGAAACAGUCAGAAACCCUGACAUAUAUGUAUUAGUUGCUAAGAGAAUGGCUCAAAUGCAUAGACUUAAACCUGAUGAUACUGAGAUACCCAAAGAUGCUUGUAUUUGGAAGAAGUUAGAAAAAUUUAUGGAAAUUAUGCCAAAAGAAUUUUUAGAUGUUACCAAACAAACAAGGUUUGAGAAGAUCAUAAAGCCAUUUGGUGUGUUAAAACAGGAAUAUGAAGCACUGAAAAAGGAACUGAUAAAUUUGAAUAAUGAAGUAGUGUUUGCUCAUAAUGAUUUACUUCUAGGGAAUGUACUUUAUAAUGAAAAGAAAAUGUCAGUAACGUUUAUUGACUUUGAAUAUACAGGAUAUAACUAUCAAGCUUAUGACAUAGCUAAUCAUUUUGCUGAAUUUGCUGGUAUUGAUAAUCCUGAUUAUUCAUUAUAUCCUGAAGAACAACUGCAAAAAGCGUGGUUAAAUAUAUAUCUUCAGGAAUAUAACAAUGUAAAAUGUGUACCUCAAAAUGAAAUUAAUUUACUGUAUUUACAAGUAAAUAAAUUUGUUCUUUUAUCACACUUUUUUUGGGGUUGUUGGGGACUCAUACAAAGUGAACAUUCAACAAUUGACUUUGACUUUUUAGAGUAUGCUGCAAUACGAUUUAAUGAGUAUUUCAAAUGGAAAGAAGAAUAUCUUAAGACAAAAUUAUAAAAUCAGAACUAAUUUGUUAUAUUUUUAUAGUUAUACUGUUAUGAAACUAGCAUUCCAACAUUUUUAUUGUUUGUAAAUAACAUUCCUGUAGAUACAUUCCCUUUUAAUUUGUUAUAUAACAAAGAUUUAACAAAGAAAAUUUUACAAUUAUGAGUUUGUAUAUGAUGCUACUGUAAAUUUAUACAAUUGACAGUAUUAUAUAGAGUAAAAGGAGUAAAAAAUAUAUACAUAUAUAUGUAUUUGUAAAGUAAUAUAUGUAAAGAUAUUAUAUGCGAAAUAUAACAGUUAUUUAAAAUAAAA